Messenger RNA from Talaromyces stipitatus ATCC 10500, 642 nucleotides. RefSeq lists its product as uncharacterized. The record is from RefSeq and is a predicted model, not a curated record. The transcript has 2 exons. Gene Ontology annotation, cellular component: membrane. Lineage: Eukaryota; Fungi; Ascomycota; Eurotiomycetes; Eurotiales; Trichocomaceae. The coding region runs from base 1 to 642 and encodes 213 amino acids.
AUGUCGUUCCGCCAGGCAUACCUCCAGCAUUUACAAGGAGAUGGCUUCCCGACUAUCAUUGAGAACCAGUCUCGCAAUAUCCAGACCCGGCUUCGUUGGAAACUACACGAGUAUCAGGCAGCGCUGCACGUCUCCUUCAAUGCGACUGACCAUCUAGCCUGUGCUCUCGGAGGGAGUACUGCUGCCUUAUCGUAUAAUCAUAAUAAUGUUGUUAUAAUGAUCUGGAAUGAAGCUCGGUAUCCAGCUACUGUGGACGUUAUCGCGAGUAGUCUCCAAAUCCUCUCGGAAUCCGCUCGCGUCAUGUACUCUGACACAACAGGGGUUGUUCAGAAGAUAAAUUCAACCAAUCCGGCGGCCGUUGCAGCCUUCUCAAAUUGGGCACUAAUAUCUAUCAAUAUCCAGCCUACAGAACAGGGAUCUCGCCUGAUUUUUAAUACCAUUGUUAUGAUCCUAAUGCUCCUCCAGCAGUUCUUCUUCCUGGCUACAAUGAACGGCGUCGCUUCUCAUUCCCAGCUGGUUUCUCGCGUACUACCCAAACAAAAUUAUUGUUACGCUGCUCGCCAUCUCUCUUCGUUUAUAACCUCGGCGGCUCUAUAUGCGUCACCGGCGCGAUCUGGACUUUUCCGGGAGGCUGGGUUGUAA